UACAACAAAGACGAAGAUAAAAGAAAUCAACUUUUAAUUUAUAAAGGAGCCAGACUAAGCAGUUACUCUGAAGUUCUCAACCCAAACACUAUUUAUCUAAAUUACGGAAAUACCCUCGACUGAGAGCAAGCCGGGAUGUAUGAUAUGACUAAAUAGACCUCAAUCUUUCGCCGGAAUGCCGAGGAUGCGCUCUCGCCCAUGGCGGCGCGAUUGACUCUGUUUCUCUCUAUGCCUCCAUUUUCCGCUCUGUGAAGCUUCGAUCUGCAUCGUCCGCCUCAAUUUCUAGACCCUUUUCCUGCUUAUGAGAGCUGAUUUGUGAACAUCCCAAGAGUCUAAUAAACAUUGCGUGGAAACAAAUCCCUCAAUCACUUCAUUGCAAUAAGGAAAGAGAAAGUUCAAAGAAUUUUGUUCGUUAUGUAGAGCAACUGGUUCCGAGAUUGGAUUGCCUCACAUGGAGGAUCAUACAUUUGUUGUAGGUCAAGAGUUUCCUGAUGUCAAGGCAUUUCGAAAUGCAAUUAAAGAAGCUGCUAUUGCUCAGCACUUUGAGCUACGAAUUAUCAAGAGUGACUUGGUACGUUAUUUUGCAAGAUGUGCCGAAGAGGGUUGCCCGUGGCGCAUUCGUGCCGUUAAGCUUCCUAAUUCUCCAGCCUUCACAAUUAGAAGCCUUGAAGGGAUACAUACGUGUGGGCAAAAUGCACAAAAUGGACAUCAUCAGGCCUCCAUAGAUUGGAUUGUGAGUUUCAUAGAGGAGCGAUUGCGGCAUGACAUUCAUUAUAAACCAAAGGAUAUAUUACAUGACAUCCAUAAGCAGUAUGGUAUCACUAUACCAUAUAAGCAGGCUUGGCGAGCAAAGGAACGAGGCCUUGCCACAAUUUUUGGUUCUUCUGAAGAAGGUUACUGUCUGCUUCCAGCGUACUGUGAACAAAUAAGAAAAGCCAAUCCUGGAACUGUUGCAGAAGUGUUCACAAAUGGUUCAGAUAAUUGCUUUCACCGACUCUUUGUUUCAUUUUAUGCAUCCAUAUACGGGUUUCUAAAUGGUUGCUUCCCUGUGAUCGGGCUAGGCGGAAUCCAGCUUAAAAGCAAAUACCUUGGUACUCUGCUAUCAGCUACUUCUUAUGAUGCUGAUGGUGGGCUAUUUCCACUUGCUUUUGGUGUAGUUGAUGCUGAAAAUGAGGAAAGUUGGAUGUGGUUUUUGUCAGAGUUACACAAGGCACUCGAGAUGAACACUCAGAAUAUACUGCACCUCACAUUUUUAUCAAAUGGGCAAAAAGGAAUUUUAGAUGCUUUGAGAAGGCAAUUCCGAAAUUCUUCACAUGCAUUUUGUAUGCGCUACUUAAGUGAAAGUAUGGGGAAAGAGUUCAAAAACUCGAGGCUUGUUAAUCUUCUGUGGAAAGCGGCAUAUGCUACAACUACAAUUGCUUUCAAAGAGAGAAUGUUAGAAAUAGAAGAGGUUUCACCGGAAGCUGCUAAGUGGAUACAGCAAUUUCCACCCUCUCAUUGGGCAUUAGUUUAUUUUGAGGGAACUCGGUAUGGACAUCUCUCUUCAAAUAUAGAGCAAUUCACUAAAUGGAUUCUCGAGGCACGUGAGUUACCCAUCGUCCAGGUGAUUGAGCGGAUUCAUAGUAAACUAAUGGCCGAGUUUGAAGAGCGGCGUGCGAGGAGUUCAUCGUGGUAUUCUUUCCUGACCCCAUCAGCUGAAAAACGAAUAAUGGAAGCAAUCAACCUUGCCUCCUCGUAUCAAGUUCUUCGAUCCGAUGAGGUAGAGUUUGAGGUUCUAUCAGCAGAGAGAUCAGAUAUAGUCAAUAUCGGAAAGCGAUGUUGCUCCUGUCGUGAUUGGCAGCUCUAUGGAAUCCCUUGCUCUCAUGCAGUUGCAGCCAUUGCCUCAUGUAGAAAAGAUGUCUAUGCCUUUACAGAGAAGUGCUUUACAGUUUCUGGUUACCGGGAAACAUAUGCAAAAGGUAUAUACCCCAUUCCAGGUAAACUCGAAUGGAAAAAACACGAUGAAACUCCCAUGGAUGACAAUGCACAAAUCAUUCGACCACCUAAGUUUCGUCGACCACCAGGACGGCCUGAAAAGAAGAGAAUUUGUGUAGAGGACCUGAACCGUGAGAAACAUACCGUGCAUUGUAGUCGAUGUAAUCAAACCGGACACUACAAGACUACCUGCAAGGCAGAGCUCAUAAAGAGCAUAGAACAGUUCUAGAAGUCAAAUUUUGUGUAGGACUCGUAUUGUCAAGUAGACAAUAUUUCUUGUCUAGGUAGCAGUUGGCUCUUAGAUUGUGUAAAAAUAGGAGAAAUCCCCAUUCUCUAGUUUGCAUAUGCAGACUGACUGGUUUUGGUUUUGUGAGAAUGGUAAAAAUGAUGCUAUAUUUAAAAUCCCACAUGCUUAGAACUCUUGGAAGAAAAUGGUAGCCAUCUAUCUUUAUUGCUACAGAAA
Molecule: messenger RNA, 2437 nt
Organism: Momordica charantia (bitter melon)
Lineage: Eukaryota; Viridiplantae; Streptophyta; Magnoliopsida; Cucurbitales; Cucurbitaceae
Molecular function (GO): zinc ion binding
Source: RefSeq, a predicted model, not a curated record